GUAAGGAAAAGGUUAAGAUGGAAAGAAAAAGAUUGCUCGUAGGUGGGGAGACAGAAUAGAAGGGGGGAGAAAGAGUGAUGAGGAAAACCGAGUCCAAAUGACCAAUUUCAUGCACAUACAACAGAGUUUUUUUUGCUGAUUUUCUCUCAAUUCUGUAGAUUUUUGCAAAAUUUCUGGCAAAAGAUAAAUAAGAGAGGCCAAAAAGAUCCAAUUCUCAUCGUCGGCUCCACCUCACAACAAAGAAGCCUGCUGAGAUCAGGAGUCGAACGGGCAGGUUUGAAUUCUUCAAACCACAAAGCUUAACGUACAUUAAAGAGAAGACUGAGAGGCUGAAGAGAGCAGUGCUGAGUAUAAGUGUGAGAUGAGAGAAAGGGGAGGGUGGGGGAGAGAGGAAGAGGAAGGUAGAGCUUCAAAUGUAAAAAGUCAAGGACUGAGAACCGCUGCAGAGAAGGAGGCUUAAAAGAAAAAGGAAAAAUAACGCAAAUAAAAGGGAAACUUUGCUGCCUUGCUGAUGAUCACAGCUCAUUGUUGAAAAAACAUUUAAGUGAGGGAGACACAACAGGAGUUUGAACUAUAACGAUGAAGCUGUUGUUUCAGCUCCGCUUCCUGGUUUUAGCGAUUUCUUCUGUUUCAAGAGGACACAGUGUAACAAGCUCACCACAAGUUGCAUCUCAUGAUUCGCAGGAUCAAGAUUCUGCGAACUUCACAACAUGGCAGAGCCUCAACCAAACCAAUGACAACCUAGAAAAGGCGCCAGACAAUACCUCAAUGGCAACACCGACACCAGUGCCGUCGGGCCCAACCUCGCGACCAUCAUCAGUAACCACGGUGACAUUUCUAGGGGGAGAAUUGAGAGAAAGCCCCACCGAUGAUUCAGUUUCAACAUCAAAAUCUUCUACUUCAUCCAAACCAGUGUCUGUUGAUAAAAGCGGCACCUCCUGGGGUUAUGUGAUCCUGGUGUUGAUAAUCAUUCUGAUUAUUGUGCUGUGUAUUAUCCUUUUCAUGCUCAGGAGGGCAUCCAGGACAUACUCAUUUGAUCUCCAGCGCCCUGCACCCUGCCGCAAUUUGUAUGAGCCCACUGGCACCUUUGGACAGGUCUACCUGGAUGACCUUGGAUCUACUCACAAAGAUGUGAUCUCUGAGGAUCUCUCCACCCCACCGGUACCGAACGGCACCAGUCCACCACUGGAGGAAAAGGCAGCCGAUGAAGAGAAUGCUCCUCAGGAACAGCCUGGAGCAAGCGACCCGCCGAACUCUUCCUCCAGCAGCUCCAGUUCAUUAUCAGGAGACGACCAAACCGAGAAGAAAUCCAACCAGAUGAGCAGCAACAACUUGUUCUUUGAUGUAGCCGAGGAGCUGCCGCAGCAGCAGCUGAAUGAAAACAACAACAAUCCAUGUGGCUCCAGCAACCCAUUUGUUGAAAUAAACCUGGAUGAGCCGCCAUGGUCCGAUCAGCUCCUAACUUCUCCUCAGCCGACCUCCUCGGUCCUCCCCUUCUCUCCUUUCUCCUUCUCCCCCUCUUCAACAUCUUCGUAGCCCCCAGAACAUCAACCUGGGAGCAGAGACUGAACACCCGAAGGAACAGAAGAUCUGUGAGGAUUUCUUUUGUUCUUCGAAAUGCUUCCCUGCUAACUUGAAAUGUCAACAAGCUCAAGGUUAGCUUGAACUGUUUUGAGGUUUUUAAUCCGUUUUUUCUAUUCAUUUUUUACAAAGAAAGCUGGAAAAAAAUCCUGAAAAUUAUUGCAACCCAACAUUUGUGUCAGUCAAUACAAACUACUCAGACUGUUUUGGUUCAGCUUUUGUAAAAAUCAUUGGCUCCAUCAUUGGCUUUCUGUUUGCACUUCAUUGUUUCUCAAACUAUAAAAAUUGCUUGGAGGAUAUUGUCUCCUAAUUACCCUCAACAUGUAAAGUUUUGUAAAAACAUACAUUUAAAAUCUAUAUUUUGCACCUCUGAAUACUUCUUCACAUAAUACCAGAAACCCAAAGGCUUUCAUCUACUUCUAAAGAAUUGUUCUUGGUUGAACUUACAUUUUAUGAAUUAUUUCUUUAUAGAACAAAUUGAACAGCCUCUGCUUUAAUUAAGUCUUUGGCCCAAACUAAUAAACAGCUGUGGAAAGCAUUUGUAUUUACAAGCUUUAUUUUAUGUUACACAUCCAGAUGGUAUUGUUGAUAUUGAUUGAUUGAUAUUGUUCCUAAUAAAUACCGUUUUAUUGUUACUCAAAUUGUAAUGUAUAUGAAUCAAACUUCCUGUAGUUGCAGCACAUUUUUUGUUUGUUUAAAAUAAAAUAGUUUCUUGA
This is a messenger RNA of Girardinichthys multiradiatus, 2297 nucleotides long. RefSeq lists its product as uncharacterized. Lineage: Eukaryota; Metazoa; Chordata; Actinopteri; Cyprinodontiformes; Goodeidae. Bases 580 to 1536 code for a protein of 318 amino acids. The record is from RefSeq and is a predicted model, not a curated record. The transcript is spliced from 10 exons.